CGAGUAGGGUAUUCCUCCAUUUCAUCAGUAUGUACAACCUCGAUCUCAAAACCAAUCUCUGCAACCUUCCGGUCGUUUUGCUCCGGGUUGCCAAUCACCUACGUCGGGCGUGCUGCUUGAACCCUGAAGCCAGCAUUCAGGGUCCCUCCACCAUCAUCAGUUGAGGGACGGAUGCGUUUACAUGCAAGCAGACAAUUAAGUUAUCUGCAUUAUUUACAGCAACUUCAUCACGCCCCAUUGACGUCACGAAUCCUAGCCGAGCUACCUUGGCCAACUGAAUACAGUGUCUCUCCGUUUCUUCAAAGGUGGGAUAACUCCUAUAGGGCUCAUCAAAGUCGAUGAAAAUGAUGAUACUGUUGAAUCUGAUAUGUAGUUGAUUGUGCCUUUCACUACAGCGACGUUCAUCUUUCGAUGGAUGACAUGGACACCAAAGCCUAGACAGGGCUUUUAGGGAUCUGGCUAGGAUAACGAGCUAUCACUUGUAAAUGACAGGCCCCAUCUUGUGCAUGACGUUUCUUCUUUCCAAUUCUAAUGACGCAACUGGUCGGACCAGGCCGAGAGAUCUUGGUCUGAGCAAAUCUACUCCUUAUACAUACCUACCGAGUACGAUCUUGAUGAACUGCUGGCGGAACAUUUGCAACAGGAGUAUGUACCUUCAACAACCAAAACGGACCACGGGAUGGAGACAGACCUCGCUUUAGGGUCAAACACUAACUUAUCAAAACCCUCCGGGGAGGCUCCGUUAAGCAUCCAAUAUUGCCGUUUCAUACCGACCGGGGAACAAUCUUGAUUUCGGGCUGCAGGGCCACAGCAGAGUUUCAGAGCCGGCCUAAUGAAGCGGUCGGAGAUCGAAGUGCUUCCAGAAUAAUGACUAGACUGGCUUGAACGGGUAUGCACCGGCUGUAUGUACUCGAUCGCAAAAACCAGGAAGGCAUAAAAAGUACGCAGAUGACCGCAGGGUCGACUGUGUCAGGCAAGUUCCUUGAUUUACUGAGUAUUAAACAAAAAAAAAAAAAAAGCAACAAGGGUCCUGUCUGUCUGUCUGUCUGAUCAGCGGGGCGAAAAACGAAUGGCGGCAGCAUGAAGCGCAUCGGCUUCCGCUGAGUGCGAUCGAGCAUCGAAGGGGAUCGGGUCAACGAUGCUCAGUUGAGAUCUCAAGUCAGGAGGGGGAUCGGUCCCUUUUGACUUGUUAGGCGGUUCCCUGCGUGGAGUGUGCGUGGUCGGAUGCCCUGGCAGGCCAGCCUCAUCGGUCCCGUCCGUGUGGCUCUCGAGGGUCCCGCCGCCUCAGCGACCGAGGGGCUUGAGAGUCUGAGACCAGAUAUCAAGGGUUUCCAGGGAGUCAAGGAGACAAGGGGAGGGGCGUGAAGACUUGGCGCCGGAGAAGAGGGACCGUAUACACUGCUCUGUUGAGUACAUACAUACGAGGGGAUCAAUCUAACCUCAGGGACCCCGGCGAUCAUCCAGCAUCUUCUAAAGUUCUAAUUCCCCCAGGACAAGGCCUAUCUUGCCUACCUUGGGCAAGGCAAGUACUUGUACGUCUCCCGGGCUUUCAGAGACGGGUCUAAGUGAGGAGUGAAACACACAUGGCGAGCGAGUACCAAGGAGCAGGCAUCAUCAACAAGCCAAGACUUACUUGGUUUAGGUACCUGGUUAGUGUUGCUAAAGAUGACCUGGUGGAGGGAAGGUGGUUUAGGGGACCUCGUCUGUGACGCGCCGCCGCUGAGCCAUGAUGCGAUGCGAUACCAUACCCUCUUUCGCUUCAUUCAAGCCCUUCUGCUCGGAACGCCUAGGACCACAUUGACCAAUGAUGUAACCAGGUCGACAACACCCUCGUUCCUUUGGGGUAGAUUGUCAGGCACAAGUGGCAACCAGGCGUACGCCAAACCAGUCAGCCGGAGCCAAGCAGUCAGUUGUCCUAGACUCUCACCAGCCAGUGGGAGCGAGUCCGGUCACGACGGGGAUUUGCUUGGUCGUUGGCGAUCCUCGUCGUCUAUGUACGAACCUAAAGCAGGCUAAGGAGGUUAGGUAAGGUAAGGUAAACUCAGAUAUUGCCGAAAUCUCUCGGGUAUCAUUUUAUUCUUCAAUCUUCUCUGGCGUCUGGGUCAUGCAAGUGCGUGCGUGCCGAGCCAUCACCGCCUUUCCUCUUGUAUGGCAUCAACUUCGAUAUGUUUCCACCACUUACAUGUCAAUCCACACAAUGUUGCAUUAUCCUUUAUCUUAUGGGCCUUUACUAGUUAUGUUGUAUUCUUUUUAUCUGACAUAGCAACUUGGUGUUGGUGGUGGUGGUGGUGGUGGUGG
This is a messenger RNA of Fusarium verticillioides 7600, 2298 nucleotides long. RefSeq lists its product as hypothetical. The record is from RefSeq and is a predicted model, not a curated record. The transcript has a single exon. The coding region runs from base 1666 to 2016 and encodes 116 amino acids. NCBI's taxonomy places the organism in Eukaryota, Fungi, Ascomycota, Sordariomycetes, Hypocreales, Nectriaceae.